Molecule: messenger RNA, 813 nt
Organism: Notodromas monacha
Lineage: Eukaryota; Metazoa; Arthropoda; Ostracoda; Podocopida; Cyprididae
Source: the annotation of a GenBank genome assembly
AUGAAACUGUUGGUUCUCCUGUGCGGCCUGAUCUCCGCGAGGGCCGAGAUGUUCACUGCUAUCAGCCACAUGGAAAACCUGCUUGUGGCGGAAAGUGAAGUGAUCGGUGCGAUGUCGCGUUACUUGGCCAGUGAAGAAGAAAGAUUGUCUCGAAUCCGCCAUUUACUCGGCGAGUACGAAAAGUUUCAUUCCGACGCCUCCAGCAGCGGACUCGAGCAAUUCCUCGCCAACCCAGUGAACGCCUUUCUCAUUGUCAAGCGUCUAACGCGGGACUGGAGCACAGUUCAAAGCGUGAUGUCACAGAACCCUGCUGAAGUCAUCAUAAGCAACAUUACGGCGAGAAAGGAAGAGUUGAGUUUGCCGGACGAGGAGGAUUUAAAUGGCGCUGCCCAUGCGUUGCUCCGGCUUCAAGAGACUUACCAACUGGAUCCGCAUCAAAUGGCGCGCGGGGAUAUUCAGGGGGUUUCCUUCGGCAUUGAGCUCAGUGCUGGGGAUUGCUUUGAACUUGGUCGUCAGUCUUACGUUUCUGGGGACUAUCCGAAGACCAUUCAGUGGAUGAAUGAAGCCGAAGCGAGGUUGCUCAAGGAAAAGGAUUCCCCUACUGUGCUAGAGGAGGAUAUUGUCGAGUAUUUGGCCUUUUCCGCAUACAUGCUGGAUGAUGUCGAGGGAGCCUUGAAACUCACCAAUCGACUCUUGGAGCUCGUUCCAAGUCAUCCGAGAGCCACCGGGAACAAAGUUUAUUAUGAAGCUUCGAUCCGGAAGCUUCGGAGGAAUCGUAUGGGUGACAGUGACGAUUCUCCCUAUGCUGAUAAU